This is a messenger RNA of Rhincodon typus (whale shark), 513 nucleotides long. It is a transcript of the gene cops9, whose product is annotated as COP9 signalosome subunit 9. Gene Ontology annotation, biological process: negative regulation of protein neddylation. The transcript is spliced from 3 exons. The record is from RefSeq and is a predicted model, not a curated record. NCBI's taxonomy places the organism in Eukaryota, Metazoa, Chordata, Chondrichthyes, Orectolobiformes, Rhincodontidae. Bases 101 to 274 code for a protein of 57 amino acids.
UUCUGGGGACUCGAGCGGGCGCGGUGCCGGAAGGGCCGUCUGUUGGUGAGCCCCGGGCUCGGAGACGGGUGGCGGUCAGGGACGGAGGAUUCCGGUGACGAUGAAGCCGGCGGUGGACGAGAUGUUCCCGGAGGGCGCGGGGCCGUACGUGGAUCUGGAUGAGGCAGGAGGAAGUUCAGGACUUCUGAUGGAUCUAGCAGCUAAUGAAAAAGCAGUCCAUGCAGAUUUCUUUAAUGAUUUUGAAGACCUCUUUGAUGAUGAUGAUAUUCAGUGAUUUGUUCUCCACACAUCAUCUGAACCACCGUGCAUUUUCAAACUUGGGAGAAGGGAAGAGAAUGGUCAACACCUUGAAAAGUCUGCUACUAAUGUUCUAUGCCCAAAUGCUGAAGUCAGGACAACUUCUGGAGCGAGAGAAUCUACAUCUUACAAACGUGCAUAGACUUAUGUACAGUCACCAUGUUAAUUAUUUUUGACUUUGUAAAAUUAUGAAUUAAAGGGAAAUGUAAAAUCUCA